AAAAACCUUUUUGAGAAAAAAAAUAAUUCUUUUUUUGAAAAAAAAAAACAAAAAAAAACUUAGGUUGUUUUAUAAUAAAUGCUAUUAUUUGUUAGAAAUUCGGUGACCGUUGUAAUAUUGAGCUUGUUGUUCUUCCGGAUUAAUCGGUGUCGAUGCUUCCACACUCCGAUAGGAAUGACGCCGGAUAAUUAUUCGUCCGAUGCCACGAAAGCGGAUAAAUAUUCGCCCGGUAACGAUAAAUCGAAUUCUUUAUUCGUUGAAGAAGAUAAGCAUUAUGAUUUGCCUUCCUCCAUUAACAAUACCACUCCAAAUCCCACAUCGAAGUUGAAAUCCAGUAAGUUUUUUCGAUCUGAGAUAACGAUCUUUGAUCCGAAUAACUUCACAAACAUCUCGUUGUCUUCAGGUGGAGGCCAUGUUUUCAAGGAAGAAAUCACCCGUGACGAUAGUGGAUCUUCGCCAGCGACCUUGUCGACCGAUGUUGAUAAGAGUUUUAAGUACUCCGAGAUCUUCUUACCGCCCAUUCCCACUAUGGAGUCCUUCAUCCAAGAAGAGAACGUGGAGAGGGACGGUAUACUCAUACUUCCUAAUCCUAUUUUCGUGGGAAAUGGUGCCAAAUCUAUCUCGCCCACUAAGGUUGAAAUCACGUUGAUCAGUGAUAGCGGAGGGACUAUAGAUGACAAAGAAGCUAAUCUGACAGGCACAGCAAUCGUUCAUUUGUCCGAUCGUGAUAAUAUUUCAAAACGUUCAGGUGAGGUUAAUACUUCGCGGCUAAGGAUGUCCAAUAGCGAGUUCAAAAAUUCCUCUUCACCACCCGGCACUACCGGUUACAUAGGCGAAGGUACUAUUAAGAAGAAUUACGAUGAUUCCUCACAAAAUUUGCUUAGAAAUUUUCCGCGCCAAAAUAACCACGCAGAGAGUUACGCGGAUUAUGGGCAUAACCAGGGUUACGGAUAUUACGAAGAUUCCAACCAUUUGGGCAAGUUCAUCGACUCCGAGUCUCUCAUAAGCGCAGUUUCUGGAUUCCAACUUUACAGGUAUUUAGAUCCUAAUCUCAACGCACCCCCACCUAACAACGACAACAACAACAAUAACAAUAACGAAAGAGUCGGGAAGGAGAUGAGCUCUUCCAGCUAUCAUCCUCCGGACAAUUUCGAAAAGAAUGCCAGUAAAAGCGGUAUGGGUUAUAGCGGUAUGGGUUAUAGCGGUAUGCCUUACCCUGUAUCUUCCUCCGCUCUUUCCUCGCUGUUAUCCUACGUAAAAUUUUACGAUGCCCAAAAUCCCGAUAAAGUAAAUAUAAGAUCCAACAGUAUCGAGAGAGACUUUAAUGACGAAUCGAGCCAUCCCUAUGACGAUAUCAAUUUAAUAUCUCCCGCAACCAACCACGUCAACACGAUCGCGAAUCUUAUAAAGAGCAAAACGCCCCAGGUGGCGGCUAACCGAAAUUACACUGUCCUAACAAACGGUUCUAGAAAUUUGGAAGAUCGCGAUUACGCAGAUGGGUACGAAGAUGUGAUCAACUCUUCCGCCACCACUAAAAAAUCUAAGGAAAAACGAAAUUCUAACCCUUACAUUUCUUUGGGUAUUCCACCCAUGAGCGCCGGAAUAUUUGCUAAGCACAAGCUGCUGUUGGAAUCUUCGAAAAAUCUGAUCAUAAAACAGCAAAUAAAUUCGCAGGAAUCGAAAGAGCCGGUUGAAUUUAAAAUGGAAGAUAAGGACUCAUCCUCUAAGCCUGAUUCUCAACAAGCAGGAUUUAUUGAGAGAGACGACAAUUUACCACCUUCCAGCUCCUCGAACAGUAACAACUCCAGCAGUUGGAAUGAUACUGUCAAGUAUAAUUUAUUGGAUACCAUGACUCCCAUGAUUCAGAAUGAUUUUCUGAGUAAAAAAAAUUCUUCUACAACCAUCACCCUUCCACAUUAUACCAUCAUCAUUAACGCAUCGAGAAGCAAUGAAAAACCUGAAACCCUCAAGGGUCCCAAGUCAAUAUCCAUCAAAACAUUAGAAGAACAGGAUUAUAUCAAAUUUGAACAGCCGGGUCUGGAUAGAAGCAUUUCGGCAAAGGGCGACUCAGAUGCUCGGUUUGCUUCAACCUCUUCCCCGAAGAUAGUCACCAAAUAUGCUCCCAAUCUAGCAACGCCGAACACGUCUAGCGAAUCGAUAAAUAAUUCCUCCACCAUGAGUAACGAUCAUUCAUCAUCCUCAGAGCAUUCCAUUCAGAAAAAGAUCUCGAUCGAAGAGAAGGAAGCCGAGAUUGUCAAGGGUCGGCCACCACAAUCGACCAAAAAAGAAGGCAACGUGUGCCUAACACCCCAAUGCGUUGAAAUAGCGGCCUCCCUUCUUUCUUCUAUGGACGCGACGCUGGACCCCUGCGAUAAUUUUUACGAAUACGCUUGCGGUAAAUGGGAUAGGGAACACGUGAUCCCGGAAGGGGAGUCUAAAAUUAAUCCCUUCACAGAACUCACUCACAAUUUAAACGUCAAAAUUAAGGGUAUUUUGGAGGAGCCCAUCAAAGUCAAUCAAGAUAGAAUCGCCGUUGUCAGAGCGAAGACUUUCUACGAAUCGUGUAUCAACGAAAGUUUCAUAGAAAGCGCUAGGGUAGAACCGUUGUUAGAAUUCCUGAAUAUGUUGGGAGGAUGGGCGAUGCUGAACAGCAAAAAUUGGAAUGAACAAUCCUUCGAUCCCAUACAAACGAUAGCCAGGCUCCGGAGGUACAGGAUUAAUGUGCUGAUCCAAGAAGGACUCAAUCCGGACAAGAGAAAUUCCUCCAUCUAUAUUGUCGAAAUAGAUCAACCCAAGUUCAAAUUUCAAAGGGAACGUUACAUGAAUUCCAUGGAAGACGAGGUCAUGAAAAGUUACCUGGCAUUUAUGGUGGAAGUGGCGGAAUAUUUGGGAGCUGAUCGGGCGGACGCCGAGAUCCAUAUGAGACAGACGUUGGAAUUCGAAAUCCACCUUGCUAAUAUAAGCUUACCUACAAGGGCGAGGCAUCUAGUGUCAAACUAUUACACCAAGAUGAACGUCGGAGAAUUGAUAAAAGAAAUCCCGGAAAUAAAUUGGCUCAAGUACUUCAAGCAUUUGAUGCCCGAACUGAAGGAAGAUGACUUGGUGGGAGUUCUCUCCUUGGAAUACAUGAGAAAGUUGGGAAAGUUAUUGACCGUAACUCCCAAAAGGGUAGUUUCCAAUUUUAUCAUGUGGAAAACGGUGCAUCAUUUGUUGCAAUACACCAACCGGGACUUGGUGGAUAUGGAAAAAGCUUUUAACAAGCUCGUCAGCACGGGAUCCUUAAAGUCCAGGUGGAAGAUAUGCGUUUACAAUACUCUGAAAUUUUUCCCGCUCAUUAACGGCCAUCUUUUCGUGAAACGAUACUUCGACAAGGAAACCAAGGAAUCGAUUUACAACAUUUCGAAAGAAAUCAAGGACGUGUUCAACGAGCGUUUACCUCAAAUCGAAUGGAUGGAUAAUCAAACCAGGAUAGUGGCACAAAAAAAGGCAGAUUUCAUCAUAAAGAAAAUAGCUUACCCGGCAUUGCUUUCGGAUUUGGAUUAUUUGGAUAAUAUAAAUCGGAGGGUUAAUAUCAGCAAGGAAACGUAUUUCGGCAACAUACUAAAACUGGAACAAGAGGCGAGCCAAAUGGAUCACACUUACUUCCGGAAAUACGUCAAUAGAACCGAAUGGAGGGACACCAUCUUGGAAGUCAAUGCUUACUACCACUGGAACAAAAACUACAUAAUGAUACCAGCUGGCAUUCUUCAGACGCCAUUUUAUAAAAAUGGAUACCCUAAAUCAGUGAAUUAUGGAAGAAUAGGUUUCAUCAUAGGCCACGAAACUACGCACGCAUUCGACUCAUCUGGAAGUCAAUACAACGAAUUCGGUAAUCAGAAGGAAUGGUGGUCCAAGGAGAUUACCAAAAAUUUCCAGGAGAAGGCGUCUUGCAUUAUCGACCAAUACGGAAAUUACACCGUACCGGAAAUUGACAUUAAACUAAACGGGGUAGCUACCCAAAGCGAAAAUAUAGCGGAUAACGGCGGAAUCAAACAGGCCUACGCUGUAAGUUCAAUUCCUAAAGAUUCCAGAGUACAAGUAGCCAAAACCCUCUCCACCUGUCUUCAAUCAUUACUAAAUAACUUCUCCUCUCUCGAUCAUUGGCUCAAACUCUUCUCAUUUUCCUUCACCACUCUCCAACCACCCAAUCCAAAAAUCCUUAAAUCUUUAGCCCAACAAAUCAAAGAUGCAACUAUAGAUCCCUUCAACAACCACUGUAUCUCCACACGAACCUAA
This is a messenger RNA of Gordionus sp. m RMFG-2023, 4275 nucleotides long. RefSeq lists its product as uncharacterized. The coding region runs from base 79 to 4275 and encodes 1398 amino acids. Gene Ontology annotation, molecular function: metalloendopeptidase activity. Gene Ontology annotation, cellular component: plasma membrane. The transcript is spliced from 19 exons. The record is from RefSeq and is a predicted model, not a curated record. Gene Ontology annotation, biological process: proteolysis. Lineage: Eukaryota; Metazoa; Nematomorpha; Gordioida; Chordodea; Parachordodidae.